This is a messenger RNA of Drosophila eugracilis, 1215 nucleotides long. RefSeq names its product NAD-dependent protein deacetylase HST1. The record is from RefSeq and is a predicted model, not a curated record. Gene Ontology annotation, molecular function: protein binding. Lineage: Eukaryota; Metazoa; Arthropoda; Insecta; Diptera; Drosophilidae. The transcript has a single exon. Bases 28 to 585 code for a protein of 185 amino acids.
UAAUGGCGUCAAAGUUAACAUAACAGAAUGUCGAAAGUUAAGAAAAUGCCUUUAAAAUCUUCGCCAAAAACUGCAACAAGUGGAGCCGGAUCUCCAGCAGAAGCUUCCUCGGCAGCCGUGGCUUCAGAUGCCAGUGAAACGGAACGCCUGGUGAAGUUGGUCAUGGCCAUGGGUUAUCCCGAGGGCGAGGCUCGCCUUUCGUUGGCCCAAAGCAACAACAAUGUACAGCGUGCAGUGCAGAUUUUGGUGGAAGGAACCGCGUACAAUGAUGAUGAUGAAUCCCAAAAGCAUCGUCGUAGUCGCCAGCGAUUGCGCAAACUGCGCCACACUCUUAUGGGUGACCCUCUGGCCACGGACGACGACAUCGUCGAGAUGAUGCGGGAUCAAAGGGUAGCUUUGGCCAUUACUGAAAUGGUAAACGGUAGCAGUGUGCAGACUAUGCAACUUCUGCUUGAGGAUGAGGAAGAGGAGGAGGAGGAGCUAGAGGAGGAGGAGGAUGAAGAGGAAGAGGAGGAGGAGGAGUAUAUGGAAUAUACCCUGGCGGAGUCGUCUUCAAACGCUGAAAGCUCGCCAGCUAGCAACUGAGGCAGAACAGCGUUUUUUCCUUCUUUUCCUUAUUGGAAAGAAGCCAGUUUUGAUUCUUAUUGUCAUAUCUUAAGGUCUGUGCCGCCAGGUUUAUGUUUGUAAAUCAAGAAGGCCAGCUUAUUGUUCAGUUUUCUAUUGUCAAGUAUCAUAUAGUGUCGAGUUGGUUUAUAUGUCAUUAUCUUUAAUAACUUUCUUAUAUCAACAUAAGUAUGAAGAACGAAAAGUUAACUAAGGAAAUUUUAGAAAUAACUCAUUGAAUUUGUAUGAUUUUUUCAAGAUAUUGCUUAUAAGAUGUAAAGAUUGAAAUCUGUUUAACAUUGCAAAGUUGAAAUGUAAACUAUUUGUUAAUUGCUUUAAAGUUGUCUAAGUACUCCAAGCUAAGUUCUAUGGCUAUCAACUUAAACUAAUGAUAAUACUUAACAGUAAUGAACUUUCCUAAUGUAAAAAAGUAAUUAAUAAGAGAAUUUCAAGAUCUUAAGUCUUAAAUUUAACUUAAGUUACUAUGUAAACUGGUAAAGAAACUUUGUUUCUAAUAUUCUUAAUCUAAGUUCAAGCAAAAAGUCAGACUUUCAAGUUGUAAAAGCAAAGCAAAGCCUCUUUAAUGAAAGAUAAUACAAAAUCUAAACUACU